UCAGCAUGGACGACAUAGUGAUAACACGUGAUCGGGACGAUGUAGAGAUGGAAGAUGAUGAGAUUGACAGGCUCAAGAAAUCUGCUUCUAAGAGGAAAGGACGAGGUCUAACAGCCAAAUCAGAGGUUCUGAGAGGAGACUUUGAAGAGUUGGAGGGAGACACUCGUCCAGGGGGCCCCCAGAAGUCCAUUGAGGGGUGGAUCAUAUUCGUCACUAACGUCCACAUUGAGGCCACUGAAAAUGAUAUCUUCGAUAAGUUCUCAGAGUUUGGUGAUAUAAAGAACCUACACGCUAACCUAGAUCGGAGAACUGGGUACCUUAAAGGAUACAUAUGUAUUGAAUACGAACAGUAUAAUGAAGCACACACAGCGGUAGAGCAGAUGAAUAACGCGGACUUCCUUGGCCAGGAACUCAAAGUAGACUGGGCCUUUGUUCGGCCGGGCAAGAAGAGUAGUGCGAAGAGAAAGGAGAGGAGACGCGGUCGUAGUCCCAGUCCUGAGAGUGAUUAGUGAAGGUGUAGCGCGUGAUGUCAUGUCACGUGGUGUGGUGUCAAGUCACGUGGUGUGGCGUCGUGUCACGUGGUGUGACGUCAUGCCACGUGGUGUUUGUUUGAUGUCGUGAAGAGAUAACCAGACUUUACUGAUGACUACCUAUGAUAAGCUACCGUACCUUCCGAUUAUUUAAAUCGUGGAAAUAUUUUAUUGUUGUUUUAUCAAUUUGAAAGGUACGAAAGGUACAUUAUUUUAUAAUAUUUAUUCAAAGUUAAAUAAACACUUUGAAAUCAGACUCGGUAUUUCCGUUUACAUAAACCUACUUCCAGUUUAGUUCUCAUAUAAUUAUAUAUUAUUGGUCAGUCCUCCUUUUUCCACCCAGUUGAGAAAUAAUAUUACUGUUGUUGAACUGUUCCCUCUGAAGUGUUUCAAAUGCUUACAAUAUAUUGCUGACUUUCAAAUCCCGUCCACAA
Molecule: messenger RNA, 964 nt
Organism: Bolinopsis microptera
Lineage: Eukaryota; Metazoa; Ctenophora; Tentaculata; Lobata; Bolinopsidae
Product: RNA-binding protein rnp-4-like
Exons: 4
Coding region: 6-509 (167 amino acids)
Biological process (GO): RNA splicing
Cellular component (GO): exon-exon junction complex; nucleus; cytoplasm
Molecular function (GO): mRNA binding
Source: RefSeq, a predicted model, not a curated record